GACAUCCAGCUGACCCACCGCCGCGUCUGGGCGCUGCAGGGCAAGCUCGGCGGCGUGCAGCGCGUCCUCGGCACGCUGGACCCCAAGCAGGAGGCAGUGCCUGUCUCUAACCUGGAUAUCGAAAGUAAGUUGAGUGUGUACUACCGCGCACCGUGGCACCAGCAGAGAAACAUCUUUCUCCCAACCACGAGGCCACCCUGUGUGGAAGAACUGCACCGCCACGCCCGGCAGAGCCUGCAGGCCCUGCGCAGAGAACAUCGAAGCCGAAGUGAUCGCCGAGAGCAGAGAGGCACUGUCCCCCUUUCUGUUGCAGCCCCGCCACUGCCAGCCUAUCCCCCAGCUCACAGCCAGAGGAGACGCGAAGUCAAGGACCGACACUUCUUAACGUUUAACAGCACCCGUUCGCCCUCCCCCACUGAGUGUUGCCACAUGACCCCAUGGAGUAGAAAGUCCCAUCCCCCGGAGGACGAAGAUACAGAUGUCAUGUUAGGGCAGAGGCCGAAAAACCCAGUACACAAUAUUCCCUCGACACUGGACAAGCAGACCAACUGGAGCAAAGCACUACCUCUCCCGACGCCAGAGGAAAAGAUGAAACAAGAUGCUCAAGUGAUUUCUUCUUGCAUUAUUCCCAUCAAUGUCACUGGAGUUGGUUUUGACAGAGAGGCUAGUAUACGCUGCUCUCUUGUUCAUUCACAAUCUGUACUACAGCGAAGACGAAAACUGAGGAGGAGGAAAACCAUCUCGGGUAUCCCCAGAAGAGUCCAACAAGAAAUAGAUUCUGAUGAGUCGCCCGUGGCCAGGGAAAGGAAUGUGAUCGUGCACACAAAUCCAGAUCCUUCUAACACCGUCAAUAGGAGAUCUGGAACCAGGGACUCAGAGUGCCAAACUGAAGACAUUCUGAUUGCUGCUCCAUCCAGAAGGAGAAUCAGAGCUCAAAGAGGUCAAAGCAUUGCAGCUUCCCUUUCUCAUUCUGCUGGCAACAUUUCUGCAUUGGCAGACAAAGGUGACACCAUGUUUACGACUGUAGUGAGCAGCCGCACAAGAUCUCGGAGCCUUCCCCGGGAGGGCAAUAGAGGUGGGGAUGCUGAACCUAAAGUUGGUACUAAACCCUCAGCAUAUGAAGAGGGGGAGCCUCUUGUGGGUGAUCGAGAAAGAACACCUAAUGAUUGCAGCGAGGUUGCCAGCAGCCCAGGUGCACAGGAACACCAGCCUGCUUUGGGCCUGGCCUGUUCUCAACAUCUUCACAGCCCCCAGCACAAGUUAAAUGAGAGAGGGAGGUCACGUCUGUCCCGAAUGGCUGCCGACUCUGGCAGCUGUGACAUCUCCUCCAACUCAGACACCUUUGGGAGCCCCAUCCAUUGCAUCUCCACAGCUGGUGUCCUCCUCAGCAGCCACAUGGACCAGAAAGAUGACCACCAGUCAUCCAGUGGCAAUUGGAGUGGGAGCAGUUCCACAUGUCCCUCACAGACCUCAGAGACAAUCCCUCCUGCAGCUUCUCCUCCCCUCACUGGCUCUUCACACUGUGACUCGGAGUUGUCACUGAACACGGCCCCUCAUGCUAAUGAGGACGCCAGUGUCUUCGUGACAGAGCAGUACAAUGACCACUUGGAUAAAGUGAGAGGCCACCGGGCAAAUUCCUUUACCUCCACUGUGGCAGAUCUUUUGGAUGACCCCAACAAUAGCAACACAAGUGACAGUGAGUGGAAUUACCUACACCACCAUCAUGAUGCCUCCUGCCGCCAGGAUUUUAGUCCUGAGCGCCCCAAGGCAGACAGCCUGGGCUGUCCGAGCUUCACAAGCAUGGCCACUUAUGACAGCUUUCUGGAAAAAUCUCCAUCGGACAAAGCAGACACUAGCUCUCACUUUUCGGUGGACACGGAAGGAUAUUACACCUCAAUGCACUUUGACUGUGGUCUCAAAGGUAGUAAGAAUUAUGCCUGUCAUUAUGCAGCCCUGGGCCCAGAGAAUGGCCAGGGCAUUGGAGUUCCUCCUACUCUUCCUGACUGUGCCUGGCAAGACUACUUAGACCACAGGAGGCAGGGGAGACCAAGCAUCUCCUUCAGGAAACCAAAGGCAAAGCCAACCCCACCUAAAAGGAGCUCAUCGUUGAGGAAGUCUGAUGGAAAUGGAGACAUUUCUGAGAAGAAAGAACCAAAGAUAAGCAGUGGUCAGCUCCUGCCUCACAGUUCCAGGGAAAUGAAGCUGCCUCUUGAUUUCUCCAACACGCCUUCUCGAAUGGAAAAUACCAGUCUUCCCACCAAGCAGGAACCUUCGUGGAUCAACCAGAGUGAACAUGGUAUUAAGGAACCUCAGUUAGAUACUUCAGAUAUUUCACCAUUCAAAGAUGAAGGUGCUGAAUCAACUCACUAUGCAGACCUCUGGCUUCUAAAUGACUUGAAAACAAAUGACCCUUACAGAUCUUUAUCUAAUUCAAGCACGGCUACGGGUACCACAGUUAUCGAAUGCAUCAAAUCUCCAGAGAGCUCUGAAUCCCAAACAUCCCAGUCCGAAUCAAGAGCCACUACCCCAUGCAGCAAAAGAAAACCGAAAGUUCCAGAAAGGAAAUCUUCACUACAGCAACCCUCUUUAAAAGAUGGAGCUCUGUCACUGAGUAAAGAUCUCGAACUUCCAAUUAUACCUCCUACCCAUCUUGACCUAAGUGCUCUUCAUGUCUUGAAUAAACCAUUCCACCACCGUCACCCAUUGCAUGUUUUUAGUCAUAAUAAGCAGAACACAGUAGGGGAAACACUGAGAUCGAAUCCACCACCGUCCCUUGCAAUUACGCCGACAGUCCUGAAAUCUGUUAACCUUCGGUCCAUCAGUAAGUCUGAAGAAGUUAAGCAAAAAGAAGGCAACAAUACAGAACUCCCCUACUUAGAGCAAAGCACUCUCACAAUGGCUGCCCUGUCUCCAGGUAAGAUUAGGCCACAUAUGGCUAAGAAAUCAAUAUCACGUCAGUACGCCACUGAAGAUACCAUUCUGUCCUUUUUAGACUCCUCUGCAGUUGAGAUGGGACCGGAUAAACUACAGUUAGAAAAAAAGUGUACUUUUGAUGUGAAGAGUCAUUGUGAUCCAGAAACAGUAACCUCAGCUGAUAGCAAUCUGCUAGAUUCAAGUGUCACAAAAGACCAAAUACAUAUGGAGAGUGAGCCUAUUCCAGAAAACAGACCAAGUAAAAAUGGUGACUUUCCCACAGAAGGAUUUCAGAAGGUCUCUGCUGCCCGCCCAAAUGAUUUGGAUGGUAAAAUACUACAAUAUGGAGCUGGUCCAGACAGAGCCCUACCACAGGUCCAGAAGAUAUUCUCUGUAGAUCGUGAAGAAGUUGCACACAUUGAAUCUGUGGAUGUGCUCACAUCUCAGUCACACUCAUCCAAUAGAGACACAGACAUAAGCAGUCAACUUAAGCAUCAACUUGGGAUUAGCCGCCACCAUGACAAAGUGCCUGGGAAUAUCAGCUAUGAAGCAGAGCUAUCAACUGCAAAUUCAUACUAUGAAAAAUGUUCUGAGCAGGAAAAUAUUGCUUCAAGUAUUUCAGCCAAAAGUGCCUCUGAUAACAGCGGAGCAGAGGAGAACCAAGGAAGUAUGGAUGAGGUUUCAUUGAAAGAAUCGUCACUGAGUGAUGACUCAAUGAUUUCACCGCUUAGUGAAGACUCUCAGGCUGAAGUGGAUGGUGUGUUUGUGUCUCCAAACAAACCUCGAACAACUGAAGAUUUAUUUGCAGUCAUUCACAGGUCCAAGAGGAAGGUACUUGGAAGAAAAGAUUCCGGGGACAUGUCUGUUCGAAGCAAAUCGAGAGCUUCCCUUGGCAGCAGUAGCAGCAGUGGUGCUGGUUCUGUCACUUCACCCAACAACAGUGUGACAGCCCCAAACAGCCACAGGUCUCCUGGCCUCAUCUACCGAAAUGCCAAAAAGUCCAACACAUCGAAUGAAGAGUUUAAGCUGUUACUCCUCAAGAAAGGCAGUCGCUCAGAUUCCAGUUACCGCAUGUCUGCCACUGAGAUCCUGAAGAGUCCCAUCCUGCCCAAACCUCCUGGGGAUCUCACGGCUGAGUCCCCCCAAAGCACCCAUGAGGCCCAUCAGGGGGCACCUGGGCUGGAGGCAUUGUCCCCACUCUCUCCAUGCUCCCCACGAGUUAAUGCAGAAGGGUUUUCCUCGAAGAAUUUUGCCACGUCAGCAUCAGCAAGGGUUGGACGUUCCCGGGCGCCCCCUGCGGCCAGCAGCAGCCGCUACAGUGUCCGCUGCAGGCUGUACAAUGCGCCCAUGCAGGCGAUCUCUGAGGGCGAGACGGAAAAUUCCGACGGGAGCCCACACGAUGACAGAUCCUCCCAGAGUUCAACUUAGGUUGCCUGUGCCAGGCUUGCUGUCAAAGCCAAAACUCUUAGUCAUAUGAGGAUGGAGGAACAGAACAGAAGACUAGAGAGAAGUCAGCACAUCACGGGGUACCAUCACAUAUUACCAAUGAAUUCCUAAAUAUUUGCUGGAGAAACGGAAGGUGGUUUGGUCUUUCUUGAUUAUUUACCAUGUUUUUAAGUAGCUGCACUGUCUUUCAUAUUUUUCUUUAGCUUAGUUUGAGUUACCCAAUCGUAUUCUUUUUGAUAAUAUAGAAUUCAAAAAUGUCUGCUUUUCAUGAAACCUAGAAAAAAGUUUUCCCAGAGCUGCCUAUUCAGAAAACAAAACCCUCACUGUCAUAAUUCUUAAGAAGAUAAAAUUACUCUGGAGGUUUGGUAUUUUUUUACAUUAAAAUGAACUAAAGCAAAAUUUAGAAGAAAGGACUACACACAUGUAAAUACCAUAUUUUUGAUAAAAAUGUGUAAAUAGAUUUAUCAAUGACGAGUGGACAUGUGGCCAAUUAUCUACCACACACCGUUUAUAGAACACAACAGAUAAAGUGUAAUAAUUGUAUUCUGUGAAUACCAUUUUCAUAUCAAAUACCAUAUUUAAAUGUCCACCAGUAUGAUUUCUGAAUGAUAAACCUCAAGUAUGAAUUUUAAACUGAUAAAAUAAAGGAAAUCUUGAGGUCAUCUACUGAAAUGUGAUUAAUUUAAAAUAAUGAAUUCAGACCUAACCAUUUUUGUGACAAAUUGCAGCACCAAACAAGCUAAUAGUAGUAAUCACGUGGCUGUGGUUUGCCACGUGGUAAUUUGGACAGAAUGAGAAGCAUGCUUUUGAUUUUUUUUUAAUCAAUGAGAGAAAUCAUCAUUCUCAACACAAAGCCCUGAGCAACAGCAUUUGACAGUGUCCUUUAAACUUUAAUUUUUCAACAGAUUGCUUUAAAGAGAAUGAAUAGGGAAAAUAGUAGUAAAUUUUAGGUUAUGUUUUAUAUUAGGCUACUGGAGACAUACACAGUCAUAAUCUAAUGACUAUAAUCUUUAAACUCCUUAAACAUUCUAGCAAUUAGCUCCGGUUCUUUAACUAAGAAAAAUAAAACAUGAGCAUGCCACAGAGCUGUUGAUUUAUCAGUAAAUACCUGCAAUGAGUUUUCAGUGAAGCUUUCUCUCUGUGCUGAUGAGAUUCAUGCUACCUAAAAAUUAACAGAUAUGACACUGUGAACAAAGUAGUUGGGAAAUAGGUAUGUGUGUAUAUGCAUUAUUUAUAUUCACUGUUAAACUGGGAAUGGGGAACAGCUCUGGUUCACAAUGCUACAUAAAACUGAGUUUUUGUCUGAUUUUACUAUAUCUGCUUGAUGGCAAAAGGGGAGGGGUGGUGGGUGGGAAAGGAAAUGUCAGGGCACAUGCUCUGAUAAAAUGAAGGCAGGGAAACAAGCUGAAUUACUUGAAAUUACUUGAAUUUUCUUGUCUUAAAACUGAAAAAAUGUAGUUACAAGUUAAAAUCUGCAAAUAGUUUUUACACCUCUGAUUUUAACAUGAACUGAUGCUAAUGUUUGAAAUGAUGUCAGAAAUAUAAGCAGUUAUGUACUUAUGUUUUGAAUAGGAGAAGGUAGAAAGUAGAGAGAACUAAGAAAGGAUAUGGCCUAUAAAAGAAUAGAAUGUGAUUAGAAUGAUAGAACAUACCAGAGUUACCAAGAAAUUGAUAUGCAUCUGGCUUUAAGCUUAUGCAAGUGGUAUUUGGGAAAAUAGGAUGUGUGAAAGGGAGUUUGUGGUUUUGGUUUAAUUCAUGCAAUAUGAAGGAGAAAGCCUGGUCUAAGAAGAUGCUGUCUUUCAAUAGAAACACUUCCUAAGAUCUUGCAGAUUGAGAAUUUGAGAAUCUGAUUGCUGUUCAGUUUUUCUGUUUGUCUGGAAAGAAAAAAAAACAUGUCUGGAUUCUACUAUUUGUUUUCACUAUCGAAUCGUGUUUCUUAAUUUCUUGUCAUUCUUGUAUGUAAAAUGGGUGCUGGGGGUGGUGGGGUAGAGG
Messenger RNA from Pteropus alecto (black flying fox), 6351 nucleotides. It is a transcript of the gene NHS, whose product is annotated as NHS actin remodeling regulator. The transcript has 10 exons. The annotation marks the transcript as partial. Gene Ontology annotation, biological process: cell differentiation; lens development in camera-type eye. The record is from RefSeq and is a predicted model, not a curated record. Lineage: Eukaryota; Metazoa; Chordata; Mammalia; Chiroptera; Pteropodidae.